Sclerotinia borealis F-4128 is the source of this 2094-nucleotide messenger RNA. NCBI's taxonomy places the organism in Eukaryota, Fungi, Ascomycota, Leotiomycetes, Helotiales, Sclerotiniaceae. The record is from the annotation of a GenBank genome assembly.
AUGAGUUGGGAACAUCAGACAAGUUACGAAGGGAGUGAUCGAGGAUGGACCCCACAAUUUGCAGAAGAUUAUUCUAUGUUCAACACAACUCCUGGACGUCUUGUCAAUGGGCAACGGCCGUUUGUUGAUACUUCAACAGUACAAGCAUUGUCAUGCUUCAACCAAAAUGCACAAUUCCAUGUUGAAGACAUGGUGACUGAUUUGGGAAUGCAUAUGUACCAAUUGUCACCAGAUCCUGCUCUUGCAAUAUCUCCUGCCACAUCUCCCAACAAACAAGUUUCUUCUACUACUGCCCCUCAAUCUGUCUCCAGAGCAAGAUUUAGUGAUGUUUUCAAGACACCCCUAAAGCCAAACAAAAGAUUGGAUGCUCCUUUCUGUGCUCAAAAUGCUACAACUCCACAAUCUGCUGGAAAAGGUACCAGGAAAUUAGACCCAAAAAUAUUCACCAUACCGCAUAAUGCUCAAGCCCAAAGCAAUGGCUUUGAAGCUCCUAACACAAAUAAUCACCAUCUUCAACUGAUGGCACAAUCCUCAAUAUCUAUGGAUCCAUUUGUUUACCCUAUGUCUGCGCCAGCAUCUACUCCUUUCUAUGCCAGUAAUAAAGCAAUGUGGGAUGCUAGUAUGGAUGGCAUGGAUUUGGAUUUCUGGACUGAUUCAGCGGGUAUCUUUCACAAAGGCCAUAGACCUAGCAAUGCUAGUGAUUGGGAACGAGGCAGUCAGAUGUUUCAAGAGUCUAUGAAUUCACCUCCUCAAAAAUCAACCGAACCCAAAGCUGAACCUGAACCCCGCAAACGACACAGACCAAGAGCCUCAAAAUCAUCCUUCCCAACAACCUCAGCAUUACCUACAUCACCUCCAUUUUUGGCCUUCAGCAGUGCAACAGUAACUCCAAACUCAAUAGCGAUGGAGGGUUUCCCCAGUGCUGUGAAUCCUGAUUUGAUUUGCACUCGACCCAAUACAGGCAAUAUGUUUCAAGGAGAAUAUGAAGAUAUAAUUAAACCCGCGCCAAGAGUAGCUACAGCUACAAGCCCAAUCCGAAAUUUAGAGGUCCAGCCGUAUCAACACCAGAUUCGAGAAUAUACUCGCGAACAAGAGGAACUUCGUCGAUCUCCAAGUUUUAGAGAGAGUAGUCUUGGGUAUCGAGCUGCCAGCUCACCUGUCAAGGGUUCCGCACGACCUGGUCUUAAACGGAGUAUCAGUGAGAGCAGGGAUGAACUGAAUCAAGAACUCCGGCGCUUCAAUUCUGAACGUUUGUCACCUACAAAGCAACAGCGUCAACCAAGUCUUACUUCUAUCCCUGAAUCUCCAGUCACAUUACCAAAACUUCGACGAGAUGUAAAACUCGCUGUCGGCAGCAACGGUCGAGCUACUGUAGUCAUUGAUGAACCAGCCAAAAAAUUACGACGAUCGUCAUCUCAAGUUAUCGAUUAUGAGUCGGGAUAUGAUACCUCCGAUGACGAACCAAUCAUUAUUACAAGUCGAAAUAAUUCCUUCAAACUACCACAACAAAAGCCACUAAAAUUUGGUUUAUUCGACACUUCUUCUACUGACUUUCAAAGGCCUAGCACGAGUACAAGUGGCUAUAGCCGGUCUACAGGUCAGCACACAAGUAUCGAUGAGAUGAGUGAGGCAGAGACAGUGUUCGAUAAGGUCAAGACCGGAGAUGCAGCUUCUGCCUUACGGAAAGUUGUUAGAGAGCGCCGGAGCAAUCAACAAAUGCCAAAGAACGGGAGAUAUCAGAGCAUGGUAACCCCUAGAGCAGGUCGCUAUGCAGAGUACACCUCUUCAUCUAACAACUCCCCCGAUGGGACGACGCCAUCCAGCUCGAGAAGUGGCGAUAUUCGGUGUGUUUGCAGGACUACCGUUGAUGAUAGCCCCUUAUCAAUUCAGUGUGACUCUUGCGAGUAUUGGCUGCAUGGAGAAUGCGUCGAUUUACCACCAUACCCGAUGCCUCUUCCAGAAAUUUACAUCUGUCCCUUUUGUGCUCAAAUGCCAAAAAUGCGCAAUGACUGUAUGAGAGAGUCUGGAAGAGACAAGAGAAAUCUGCCGUCUUCUCCUCUUGCUCAUAAAUCUUUCAGAUCAUUUCGUCGAUGA